Olea europaea var. sylvestris is the source of this 411-nucleotide messenger RNA. RefSeq lists its product as uncharacterized. The record is from RefSeq and is a predicted model, not a curated record. The transcript has a single exon. The coding region runs from base 1 to 411 and encodes 136 amino acids. Lineage: Eukaryota; Viridiplantae; Streptophyta; Magnoliopsida; Lamiales; Oleaceae.
AUGGAAGACCCGAAUAGACCUGUCACAGGCUAUCCCGCCUCGGCCCAUAAUUCCUAUCCCAACGGUUACGCCGUCAACACCAAUCCAACUCUGUCCAGCACGGGUUACCCUUACGCAGCCCCUCCUCCAACCACCGACUACUACAGUUACCAGAAUAACCCUUACAACAAGCAGAAUUACAACCAGGACCCAUAUUCCACCCGUUGUGCCACUUGUCUCCACCGCAUCUUCGCCUUUGGUAUUGGGCUUAUUAUUAUAUUGGGUAUCAUCACUUUUAUUGUCUGGCUUGUCCUCCGACCCCAGCUCCCCGAGUUCCGAGUUGACUCGUUUUCCCUUUCUAAUUUCAUCGUCGGGAAUGAAUAUGAGACCUUAAGCUCUGGUUUAGGGAAAAAGAUGGGGUGGGUGGGUUGA